AUGUCUGAUCUGGGUGGUGUUUCAACACCAAAGCCGCCAACUAGUGACAAUGCUGGGCCCAUUAUCAAAGAAUCUCAGGAGUCGGCGGAAUAUCAGCAGGAUUUGCAGGUUGUGCUUGGAACAGCCUUUGGCGUCAUUGCCAUGGUUGGUCUCAUUGCACUGGCAUUUUUGCUAUAUCGUGUUUACCGAUCGCGACACACAGCACUUUCCUAUGGACAGAAUGAUGAUAUUGAUGUAUUUGAAAGAGAUAUUGCAGUUGACAUUGAGGGGAAGUCACAGCCUGUCAUCUUGUUGCUGUAUGCCUAUGACUGUCCAAUUCAUGAGCAGGUUGUUGGUGCACUUGCUGCUUUCUUGAUGGAGGCCUGCGGGGUCACAAUUACAUUAGAUCUCUUUGAGGAAGGUGACAUUUUGGAGAGGGGUAUCGAUGACUGGCUGGUCGACAGGCUGCAGGAAGCUGAUUACAUCAUUGUACUUUGUUCCUUGGGUGCUAGGCUCCGCUGUUCGAAAAAGCGAGUCAAAUUUAAAUCAGAUGAACACCGUGCCUUGCCAGAUUAUUUUGCAGUAGCCGUGGAUUAUGUUGCUGAGAAAAUGCGAGCUGAGAAACAGAAGGGAAUGAGCAUGAAUAAGUUUGUAGCGGUGUACAUGGAGUACUCCACAAAGUCUGACAUUCCCCCACAGCUGGAGACUGCAGUACAGUUCUGUUUGAUGAAAGAUAUUCAUAAGCUUCACACACAUCUCAACAUCCAGGGCCCUGAGUCAGACAAGAGCGAUACAGCCUCCCAGAUUAGUACUUGUGAGAAUCACUACCAUGAGACAGAAACAGGUGCUGUACUGAAGGCCACCAUUGAACAGGCUAAAACUUUCUUUAAUGAGAAUCCUACAUGGUUAGAAGAUCGUCUGGAAAUUGCUUCUUCGCGUCCACCAGUUCGAGGACACCGAGCUAGGAAAUAUAGACAAACCCCAAUGGAAGAACCACUUUUAACGCUAAUAGGAACACCACCUGUGCUUCAUUGCUCACAAACAGCACCUUGUCAUAUCUUGGAGUCACGUGACCGGUUGAAACAAUUCAAACAUUUCAGCCAGACAAUGGAACUGGUUCCUUGGGUCACUAACAGAAUUCCUCAGGGGCGUCAGAAUUCAUUACCAUCUUUGUUAGCCAGCAGCGGCCUUGCAGUUCCCCCAUCUCGACAGACUUUAUCCAGAAGCAUGGACAGUUUCACCGCAGAUCAAAAUUUCCAGCAAGACCACGAUGGGUUGCCUUGCUUUUUCUGUAACAGUGCCCACAUGUAUGGCAGGCCAGAGUGUAGGCUGACUGAACUCCAGCAGGACAAGGCCUUGGAACACUUUCAGAUUUCAGCAGAUGUAUCUGCAAACCCCAGUCAGACUUCACUGCAUCACUUAACCAGGGGCUUGACUCCCAGCAGGUCACAAACAGUUCUUCAGGCGGAGGUGCAUCAAGAAUGGGGUCACACCAGUAGAGGCACUUUAGAGCAGAAGUCAGCAACUUUUGCAGGAGAUUCCCGUUCCUGGGACGUUGAUCAAGUUGUAGGCAGUACCCCUGGGCCUUAUCAGUCACUUCCGCCUCAUCACCCACCUCCACACCAGUAUAAUCCCUCCACAUCCGCAGUGAUGGAGUGGGACACUCCUGUAGGUUUACGGAAGUGGCCAUCUGAUUAUCCUGAUUCUCCAGCAUUCAAGAUUCUGGAUGGCAGAGAUCACCGGCUGACCCAUAGAUCACUAUCUAAUGUGUCCGUGUCCACAGAGGACUCUUCAUCACUCCCAGACGUUGACUUGCUGGAGAGAGAUCUGCGCUCUAUUCAGAAUAUCUCAUCCUUUCAUGAUUUCAUCACCGCCUCGUCUUUCACCAGUGAUACAUUUACACAUAACACUUCUAAUGGCUCAGGUCUGGAAAUGACCAAUGUGCUAAAGCCGUACAGAGUUGUCACAAAACAGUUGAGAAGUCAUGAAAGCAGCUGUGUGUACAUGAAUGGAUCUCUCAAUACAGAGAGUGUGGACAGGGUUUAA
Messenger RNA from Candidula unifasciata, 2025 nucleotides. NCBI's taxonomy places the organism in Eukaryota, Metazoa, Mollusca, Gastropoda, Stylommatophora, Geomitridae. The record is from the annotation of a GenBank genome assembly.